AUGGCUUCUUCUUCUUCCUUUUCUUCUUGUGCCCUCGCCCCUCGAUUGAAGAAACAUGAUGUGUUCAUUAGUUUCUAUGGCAAAGAUAUCCGUGAAGGUUUUCUCAGCCAUCUCCAAAAAGAAUUGAAACAAAACCAAAUAUAUGCAUUUGUGGAUGAAAACCUUGAGAGAGGAGAAGACAUCUUAUCAUCCCUAUUGGCGAAAAUUGAAGAAUCCUACGUCUCAAUUGUCAUUUUUUCAGAGAAUUAUGCAUACUCUUCAUGGUGUUUGGAUGAGCUAGUAAAAAUACUUGAAUGCAAUAUAGAGAGGAAGCAAAUAAUCAUACCAGUUUUUUACGGUAUAAAUCCAACCCAUGUUCAAGAGCUGGAAGGGAGUUAUUGCGAUGCAAUUGUCAAGCACAAAAAAGAAUCCAACAACAAUUCGAACAAGCUGGACGCUUGGAUCAGCGCUUUGAAGAAAAUAAGCAACCUCUCCAGCUUUGUUGCUGAGAAUAUUAAGCCGGACUCUAAAUUAAUUGAGCAAAUUGUCAAUCACACCUUGAAAAAGCUAGAUGAUCUUGUAAUUUCAAGUGAUUAUUGGAACGAUGGCUUGGUGGGAAUUAACUCACGUGUCAAGGAUGUUGAAGAGUUAUUAUGCCUUGAGUUAGUAGAUGUACGACGUAUUGGAAUUUGGGGAAUGGGUGGGAUAGGAAAAACAACAAUUGCUAGCAAGAUAUUUGAGCGAAUUUGGAAUCAAUUUCAAGGUAGAUGCUUUAUUGCAAAUGGAUACCCUCUAUUUUGUCCUCUUCUAUCAAGAGAAAGCUCUCACAACAAAAAAAUCCUCAUUAUUCUUGAUGAUGUGAGUGACGUGACUUUGGUGUCAAUUGACUUCUUAAUAGGAAAGCAUGUUGUUAUUGGUUCAGGAAGUAGAAUUAUUGUAACAAGUAGAGAUAAACAGUUGCUCAAGAAUGUGGGUACCGAAAUAUAUAAAGUCAAGAAAUUGAAUGAUCAUGAAGCUCUUGAGCUAUUCAGUUUCCAUGCCUUUAAACAAAAUUUUGUGAAGAAAGAGUUUAUGAAGUUGUCACGCAAGGCAAUCGAUUAUGCUAGUGGCAAUCCACUAGCUCUUAAAGUUUUGGGCUCCAAUUUAUUUGAGAAGACUUUGGAAGAAUGGGAAGAUAAAUUGAGAAACUAA
Hevea brasiliensis (rubber tree) is the source of this 1170-nucleotide messenger RNA. RefSeq names its product disease resistance-like protein DSC1. The record is from RefSeq and is a predicted model, not a curated record. The transcript is spliced from 3 exons. NCBI's taxonomy places the organism in Eukaryota, Viridiplantae, Streptophyta, Magnoliopsida, Malpighiales, Euphorbiaceae. Gene Ontology annotation, molecular function: ADP binding. Bases 1 to 1170 code for a protein of 389 amino acids. Gene Ontology annotation, biological process: signal transduction; defense response.